Molecule: messenger RNA, 4190 nt
Organism: Chiloscyllium plagiosum (whitespotted bambooshark)
Lineage: Eukaryota; Metazoa; Chordata; Chondrichthyes; Orectolobiformes; Hemiscylliidae
Source: RefSeq, a predicted model, not a curated record
AUGUCCCAGGAUUAUGAGUGGGCUAGCGGGUUGCAGGAGGCAGAAGCUCCUGCAAUAGAGGCAAGACCUGACAAAGCAGCCUACUGGAAUGGAGUAAACCAGGCAGCAGACCGAGCAGCUCAGAAAGCCCCAGAACGAGAAGCCAUUAACGAGGCUGCAAUAGACACUAUUGAAUUAGUGAAAGACGCUAUCCAAAUUCAGCAGCUACAGGAGGACACCCCACAGGAAGAUAGAACGCAACGGAAACUGCAGGGGACAUUCAAAGGAGAGGAUGGUGUCUGGAGGCGAGCAGACAAGGUGGUAACAGAACACAUUGCUCGAACUGCACCACGGGCUCUCCCAUACAGUGUUACAAAUGUGAGGAGCAUGACAGGAUUUGAGGAUAACCUCUUCUAUAAAACCCACCUCAGCUUUAUUGGGAACCGAACCAUCUGCUACCCAAUGGCGCGAUCAGUAGAAUCCCUGUUUGUGAUCACCCCGGUGUGGACCCCUUGCGGCCUGUAUACAGGGGACACCACGGGAGCACCGUUUGGAGCCGCGGGCUCUUUACGCCGAUCGGCAGCGCUGGAGCAGCGAGGGGGGCAACAGGGUCCUCGGGAGACCCGUCGGUCUGUGUCUUUAUGUCUGGUCGCCGGCCUUCCGGGAGCUGGGAAGUCCACGUUCGCACGACGUCUGCUGAAGGCCUUGCAGCCGAAGAGGCAAUCGUUGCUGCUCUGUUACGAUGAACUCAUCCCGGGAGAAGCUUUUUCGCUUUUGGGACAAACUGAUGGGGAUCGGUUAACGGAUAAUCCUGCAGCGACGGGUUCCCUCUGGAAAUUGUACAGGCAUAAGCUGCUGGUUUACAUUGAACACUUAAUACAGGCUAUUCAUGGGAAUGGCUGCCUUUCUGUUUCUGGCAUUGAAAAUGAUUCAACAUGGGAAUGUUUCAUUCAGUCACUGAAACAGCAGCAUAUUAUCUCUGGAGAAACUCAGCUUGGAGUGCAGCAGUACACAGUUUUCAACAUGUAUUUGAGACCCUUGGUUAUAAUUUUAGAUGACAACUUCUACUAUCAAAGCAUGAGAUAUGAAGUUUUUCAGAUAGCAAGGCGAAAUUCCCUAGGUUUCCUUCAGCUGUUCCUGGAGCGCCCCCUUGAACUAUGUUUACAGAGAAAUCAUGAGAGAAGCUGUCCGGUAAAUGAUGAAACCAUAGUACUGAUGUCAACAAAAAUACAGCUGCCUGAUCCUGUGAGAAAUGUAUGGGAAAAGAACAGUCUGAUACUGAAAAGCACAGAAAAUGUGUUGGAAAUAGAUAGCCAGAAGGUGUUUGAAUUACUUGAUGUUUCUUUAGAAAAUCCAGAAAAACCGUUUGAAGAAAACAUUGAACAAAAGGCAAUAGAUCGUGCUAUUUGCGCAGCUAGUGUUCUUCAUCAGGCUGAUCAAACCAUCCGUCGUUUGGUAUCCCAAUCUAUGAAAACUGCGAAAGAUAUGAAACUGUCUACAUGCAAUAUGAAAUUGCUGUCAGAAGAACUUAAUAAGCUUAAGACUGUGCUUUUGGAGGAUCUUCGACAUGUUACUUUCCAGGAUAAUUCUAAAAAGCUGUGUGCUGAUCAUAAUGCAGUUGUGGAAGAAGUUGCAUACAAGUUUGAUCAGAAAAAGGAAGAAAUUCUAAUGAAUUUUCUAAAAUUCUAGACUUGAUAGUUCUUAAUAAUGUACAAAAGGCCUGUGGCUAUUGCAUGAUAUUUUAUGCCUCAGUGCUUAAGUUUAUUUAUGAGAUCUUGAAAUUUACAAUUCAAAUUAUUCUACUGGGAAAUUGUGGGAUCUUUUGCAUGAGACUUGCAAAACUAGUAUGACCUUUCUGUUGUUAAGGUACACUGAGGAACAAACAUGGUGCAACAGUUGUGUAAUAUGUAACAGCCAUAAAUCUGCUGCCAUAUGUAUAAAUACACUAUUAUACAUAAAUAUAGCUCAGAUAUUCGAAGAUUGCUGCUUUUUACUUUUUGGAAACUUGAGGAUUUCGUCAAGUUUUGGUCCAUAAAAUAUAUAUAUAAUUUAAUGUAAAGUAUAAUAUUUUAAAUUCCUUUCCACGCACCAACUUCCUUUUUUUUUCUGGAUGUACUAUUAUUUACUUGGCUUCUUCAUAACGUGGUAAUUAAAUCUAAGCCUAGACAGUGAAGUAUCAACUCUCUCUUUUCAAAUGUGAGGCAUUCCUGCUGAGUUUGAAUUGUCCAUUAUCUAAUUUUCAAACACAGUUCAUUGGGGUACUAAGUAGCAGUCAGUUGUAGGUGUCUUUAUAAAUUUUGAUUUGCCCCACCCCAGCUAAUAAUGUUGAAGCUAGUUGUAUCAACCGAACUGUUAUCACAUAAGAAGGCCUUGUAUGGAAAAAAUUUAGUAAAUGUGGAGGAUCAAAUUUAUUAUCUUGAUAAUCUUGUCAUUUGUAGGAACCUUGGUAGUUCAUCUCCAUAUACCCUUUUGAAGAAACCAGUGUCUUUUGUUUUGCAGGUGGUUUCUUACUGCCACUCUAACUAUUAAUCUGUUCCGAGAUCGAAAAGUUGUAAUAACAUUUAUUUGGAGAACUUAGAUAAAGAUAUUAAUUUAAGACUAUUGCGUGGUCAUAGUCCUGUGAGAAGAGUCAUGAAUUUCUAUCUUUGCUGUCUAGCAUAUUUCUUUCUGUUCAUGGUAUUUUUCUGUUCAGAGUAAUAAAACAUAUUUUUGCAUUAAAAAUUCACUAUUUGGAUAGUUUAUGCUGUCUUUCAAAGACUGAAUUGAGGGACCCAGUGUGUGUCAGUACUUGAAAGAGAUUCCUGCACUCGGAAAAUCUUUGGUACGUAUCACAUUUCAUAAGUACUCCUGCACUUUGAACUUUGCAGUUGAGAUAAGUUUAGAAUGGCAUCAAAGGCAAUGCAGACAUGGUGGGCUGAAGGACCUGUUCCUUGUGCUGUAUUGUUCUAUAUUUUAUGCCACUUACAGUUGGCAUGAAAAGUACAGGGCAGAAUGAGGAUUAUUUGAUAAUUCUCCCUUUAAUCACUUACUACUGGUUAAUUGGUGAGUAUCUGGUAAAUUAUUAAGGUUUGUUCAAUUCCUAAGGUUCAAAAUAGUAUAGUGGCUUAUGCAAGAUCAGUAAAAUCUAUAAGAGCAUAACUAGAUAUAAAGUUGAAUGCAAUAAUUAAUUAGUUCUUUAAAGCUCAUUAUGAUGGCAAGACCGGUGAUGUGUCACAGUUGCAGCAUAUGAGAGUUCCUGAGUAUCAGUUUGGUCCAAAGCAAACAUAUCUGUGACAAGUGUUUGAAAUUUGAGGAAUUUUGGCUCAGACUUUAAUUUGGAAGCUGACUUACAAACACUGCGACACAUUAGAGGGUACUUGAGUUCUUUCUACCAGGAGGCUGUCACACCCCUUAGGGUUGGAUCAUUGAAUUUGGUCAAUGUUCAGGGACAAGAACCUGUGACUGUGAGUGAGGCAAGUAAGGGGACCCAGAAGAUGGGAGCCUCAGCCUCAAUUGUUCAACAAGUUAAGGUUCUUUCAGCUUCUUUAGAUGAGAGUGUAGGUUGCAGGGGGAUAAGCUGACUGUACUGGAAGAGACUCAAAAAGGGAGUGAGACAGACUGUAGUGAUAGUAUGGGACAGUAUUGUGAGGCGGGGUAACACCAUUCUUUAUGGCAGAGGGAGUGAGUCUGGAGGCUCUGUUUUCUGCCUAGUGCCAGGAUGUGGCUUAGGGCUAGGGAGGAACUUAGAUUCAGAUGGAGGAGGAUCCAUUCAUUAUCGUAACCUUCGCCCAGUCAGGAAGGAGAGAUCACAUCCAGAGUGAGACGCAGCCUGAGUGAGUAAAUAGUUUGUGGAAUUGGGGUCCAACGUGGGAAUAGAACUGGUUAAUCUUUCUUUCUUCAUUUUAAAAGUUUAAAAUUCAGUAGUCAAGUGAAAAGAUAACUGACUCAGUUGACUGAGGAACAGUUGUCAAUCAUUCUGAGGUUAUGAAAAGGGCCUUAAAGGUGUUAGUUACUAUUGAAGCUUAACUAGUGUGAAUGAUCUCAGCUCGCCUUAGCUCUUUUUAAGAAAUGGUUUGUUGAAAGUGCACGAUCAGUAAAUUUUGCAUGGUUAAGAAGGAGAGAUCACAUUUUAAUAGAGCCAAACUCCAAUGAUUGCUUGUUUCCUUGAUCUGCUAGUGUACAGAACCAAAUUGCAUUUGUAACUAUGUACAUAAAUAAAGUUCUUUUAUGAA